Etheostoma spectabile (orangethroat darter) is the source of this 7806-nucleotide messenger RNA. RefSeq lists its product as uncharacterized. The record is from RefSeq and is a predicted model, not a curated record. Lineage: Eukaryota; Metazoa; Chordata; Actinopteri; Perciformes; Percidae. Gene Ontology annotation, molecular function: DNA helicase activity. Gene Ontology annotation, biological process: DNA repair; telomere maintenance.
AUGCCGCGUGGCAAGAAUUACCGGCGCUCACUGGCAGCCCAAUGGAGAAUGGCAGAGCGGCGGACGGUGGUUCUUGGCAACCAGCGGGCUUCCAAUGCCAGUUUUGCACGCGGUGGUACAGGCUACCGCCAUAAAGUGCAUGAAUGGCCAAAAUCUCCCUUCACUGGGAGGCAGCACAAGUUGGUCAUUCCAGCCGAUUCUCCAGACAAGAAGUUUGUGCUCCUUGUAGGUGACUCCCAUUUGCAAAGCAUCGCAGAUGGAAUUGUACUGAUGCCAGAAGGAAGUCUUUCUUUUGGUGUCAUGUCUACCCCAGGGGCUUGUGCAACUGAGUUGAAGACCGAGGUGAUGAAUGCUUCUCUCUCUCGGACAACCGAAGCAGUCUGUCUCAUCGCCCCUAGCAACAACUUAACAUCCAGCCAGACCAUUGAAGAGGCCGGAGCAGACUUCAACUUGCUCCUGCGCAGUGUCUGCAGUUGCUGGUCUGAGGUGUUUGUCUUUGAUUUCCCGCUGCGCUUGAACUUCAACGGCGUUUGGCAGGAUCACAUGCGGCAAGAAUUUCAUCGUGUGGCAGCUCGUUUAGGUGUGAAGUACUUCUCAAUUGCCGAGUACUUUCCUUUUGAAAAGCUCGAACUUUGGAGCAGAGAUGGCAUCCAUUUGAGCGACAGCAAUGGAAUGCCCAUCUUUGUGGAAGUGUUGUUGCGUACUGCUAUCCAGCAACUUGCCACACCAGCAGUCACGCGACAGGUAACACCACAGGUUUCUUGGAGGCCGCCAAGAUUCAUUCCUAAAGUUGUGGUGAAGGAAGAUGUCACUGGUCCACGUCAGCCGCGUCGGCCAGAACCUUCUGGGUGGACGCUUGUUGGACAGGGUCGCAAGAGGCACCAAUCUGGGGAACUUGAGCAGUCCUUUGGUGCAUCUAAAAAGAGGAUGCUUCCACAACAGGUUAUGUUGAAGGAGUGUUCCAUCCCGCUAACACCAGUCACGUUUAGCAUUGCGAUGUUGGAUGCGAUGGAUAAAGUUGUUCCAUCCAAUUCCACCCCUGUGGAGAGCACAGUUCCACCAAGCUCAAAGAAACCGAAUGUGGAACGUCCUCGGAGGGCUGCUGCCUCCAAGACAAACCGGUCCAAGCAGCAGGUAACACCAGUGGCUGUGUCGUCUGCAAAGGCUUCAAUUUCCAGGGCUGCAGAAGUGGUUGCGCUGGACUCAGGUUUCCCUACACUGCACACUGGGUCCAAGAAAGGUAAGGGCAAUGCUGAAAAAAACAUCAAAGGUAAGAGGGAUGUUGAUCCUACUGCUGGCAUGUGUUCAGAAAAGUUGCAAUCCUCCGUUGUUGCUGGGACUAAAGUCAGGGCUGCAUCAUUUCCUUUAGAUUAUAAUGCAUUGAUGGCAUGUAGUGUUGCGGCUGUGAUCAAACAUGGAAUUGCUCCUGUUUGUACAUGGCAAAAGUUAGAUGUUGAUGACAUACAUGCAGAAGGGAUGAAGUUCAAUGCUUACGUCACUAAAGCAAGCCAGGAAAGUGGUAAACAUAAGGAAAUGUGUAAAUUGAUUGAACAGCACUGUUUGUUUGGCAGGAGCUCUAAAGUACGUAUUGGAAAGCCAGUUUACGGAGAUUUUGGGUUGUUGGAAGAUGAGACUGUGCUUUACGAAAAGCUACAAGAACAUCUGUUGAGGGAUGGAAUGUGUCUGUUGAAUCUCCAAGGUGCAGUUUGUGCAGUUAUUCAUCACGGAGAUCUUUUUGAUGUAGUCGAUUGUGGCACACGUGACGCAUCUGGUUUGGCAGCCACUUUUGGCACAUCUGUGGCUGUUUUCAACACAUGCCUCAAUGACCUGAUGCUUCACAUCUUUAGUUUAAAGAAUUCUUUGAAGGCACAGUUGUUUGGCGUAAGUAGCAUUUCUGUGACGGCGGGGCAAGUUGAUCUUGACAGGCAGAAUGGUACUAGCUCUGUCGGGAUUGAACAUUACAUAGGAUCUGUCAGGGGAUCAUUCCAUCAGGGGGAUUCUCGGUUCCAAUACGGAGGACUUCAGUGUAUGGCUAUAGGUUUGGUAGGCCUAGCAAAACAUACAAUUGACAGUGUGUUUUCAUGGCAGUCGGACAACUUGGAUGAAGUGGUAGUUUUAGGUGACAACUUGUACACCUCUUUGCGGGACAGCAACUUAAUUGCUGAUGUGUCCAAAAUGCUGUGUGUUCCAGAUUUGCCCAAACAGUCCGUUAUUGACGGGCACAAGUUUGAGUUUGAAUAUGGUGACUAUGUCACUGGAGAGGUCGAUGUUGUUGAGGGAGAGCUUAUUGAGGCAGGUGUGUACACAACUUUAAGAAAUGGGUUAGAUAAAAUAUGCAUGAAAUAUAACACAUGCUUUCUGACAUUGAAUGGUAGUACAUGUGCAAUCAUUGGUCAAGAUGGACAGUACGCUGUGGUUGACUCUCAUGCACGCAGUGUGACUGGGUUGAUUGAUGAGAAAGGGCAGAGUGUUGUUGUGUAUUUUAGUUGCCUUGAACACGUAUAUGAUCACAUUUGCAAAUUCACAACUAUUUUUAGAAAAACUCAAAAGCUUUUUGAGAUUGCUGGUGUCCGUGUUUCUGACAAAGGUUCUGUUUUUUCCUUGGGUCUGAGCGUGAAUCUUGAAUCAACAGUGAGUGGUGAGAGUAAGUUGGGUUGUGCUUUACCUCAAAUGAGUACUCUUCAGCCAACACUUGGCUACACCAAGAGUCAGAGACGUUCAAAGAGGAAAAGAUCCUCAGGAACAUUUACAUCUAAGAAAAUUAAAAGUAGUGAUGUUUCAGAGGUAGUACAUGUAGGUGAUGAUUCAGAUGUAGAGUUUGUAGGUGAGGAUGUGAGUAGCAAACUGCAGUUUAAUCCUCUUUGUAAGGAAGUUGCACAAGCUCUGUGCACACAGUUGAAUGUCGAAUCAGAGAAUCAAGUUGAUUUAGUAUCUACAAAUGUUGGUGAGUUAGGGCCUCCAUGUAAUAAUGACAAAAUUGUCGGGGAUGGAAGCUGUUUCUUUAGAGCAGUCAGUCAAGCUGUGAGUGGUACACAGAGUUAUCACAAAGAAAUUAGACGUUCUGUGGUGAAGCAGUUGGAAAGAAAUAGUUUGUUAUAUGAGGGAAUGUUGAGAACUGAGUAUUCAUCAAUGGCAGAAUACCUCAGCAUUUCUAAAAUGCACUUAGUUCGCAGUUGGGCGACAGAAAUUGAGAUUCAAGCAGCAGCAGAUUGUUUAGGAGUAAAUAUAUUCACAUAUUGUAAUGGACGCUGGCUUGAAUACAAUUGCAAGAAUAGGCAGUUGUCAAAUCAGGGAGUGUAUUUGGAAAAUUGCAAUGGUAACCAUUAUGAGACAGUAGUCUGUGUUAAACAACCCCAAAAUCAGAGUUGUUAUGGCUAUUGCAAAGUAGUGACUCCUUAUUCUAGGGUGUACAAUUUUAGAACACAAAGUAGAAAGCAGAAUAAUGUCAUAGACCGGGAGCAUAGUAUAUUGUCUGGAAUGGACACAGAUUGUGUGGUAAUGUCUAGGGAUGUGAGUAAUGUGGCAUUAGAAUUUAAUCAUUUGUCUACUAAAGUUGCAAAAACAUUGUGCAGUAAGUAUAAUGUGGAUUUUGUAAAGCAGGAUGUGCAAGGGCCAACAGUGUCUGGUUCUUUGGGUAAUGUAUGUAAGACAGUUAAAGUUGUAGAGAACGGCAGUAGUUUCUUUGGAGCAGUAGCUCAAGUGAUCAGUGGUUCCCCAAAGAGUCAUAAAAAGAUAAGACUUGCUGUAGUUAAGUAUAUGAAAAGUCACAGUGAAGAACACGUGCAGUUAGUUGGAACAGGAUAUGCUUCGAUAUCAGAGUAUAUUGAACGGAUCGAUUCGCGGAUGAUGUAUGUUGCCACUUUUGCCACAGACGUAGAAUUCCAGGCAACAGCAAAUGCUUUUGGCGUGGACAUUUUCAUAUACAAAGGUGACAGAUGGCUUACAUACAGCUGUAAGGGAGCGAUAUUUUCAAAUCAAGGCAUUUACUUAAAACGCAAUGAGCUAAAUUAUUUUGAGUCAGUGGUUUGUGUCCAGCAUGUUGAUGAGCAGAGAUGUUAUGAGUUGUGUAAAGUGGGUAAUUCAUCCAAGACUAGGUACAUGUGUACAAGUAAUUCAGAAAAACAGCAGCCGAGUACUCAUAAAAAGCGUGUUACAGAAGGUAACAAAUUGAGGAUGAAACAAAAGAGAAAAAUGGCAGGGCAAUUUGAUUAUGUUAUGGAGCAGUUUUUAGAUAAAGUAAAAGAUGGGCCGUAUUUUGUGUGUUGCGUUUGUCAUAGAUUGUUGUUUAAACAUCAAGUCUUGAACUGUAAAAGCGAUGAUUGCAAGAUGAAGGAAGGUAUAGCGUUAAUUGCAGAUAAAUGUAUUUCUCAGGAUUAUUUACACACGUGUAGUAAAGAUUGUGUAUUGCCAUGCCAGUGGUUGGAUUCGCCUAGAGGUCAGCUGUGGAUUUGUCACACAUGUCAUUAGAUAAAUAGAGGUGAAGUGCAACCUGAAUGUGCACAGAACAACUUGGCAGUUCAUCCUAUUCCUAAAGAAUUGGAGUGUUUGAAUAGUUAAGAGGGACAUUUGAUUGCGUUACACAUUCCAUUCAUGAAGAUGUUGGCAUUACCUAAAGGUUCUCAAAACGGGAUCCACGGGCCGGUGACCUGCGUUCCAGCAAAUAUUGUACAAACUAGUAACUUGCUGCCACUGUCUAACAUGGAAGGAUCUUUGUUGCCUGUAAAGUUAAAACGCAAGUUAACCUAUAAAGGACAUUAUGAAUAUCAGUAUGUUGAUACUAUGCACAUUAGGCAGGCUUUGCAUUGUUUAAAGGAGACAAAUCUUCAUUAUAAAGAUGUAGUGUUUAAUGAAGCAUGGUUAAAUAAGUUUUGUAGGGAAGCAGAUGCUGAUGCUUUAAACAACAACAGUGAGUCUAAUGUAGAAAGGGAAGAACAAUCUGACUGUGGGGAAGAUGAACUUCUACAUGAUAGACAGCAACAUUGUAUGUUUCAGGACACGUGUCUCAUACCUGUUGAUAUUGGUCAGGAAGCGUUGGAUCAAUAUUUUGAUGAUAUAUUGAAUUUGGCUCCCGCAGAAGGAAAUAGUCCUGUGAAAUUGUUGACUGAUCAUACCAAUGAAGCCAAAUGCUUCCCAGUGUUGUUCCCAAACGGGUGCUCUACAUACCAUGAUAGUAGACAGCAUCGUUUGACAAGGUCGCGUUAUUUUAACAACAGGAUUUUACAUGCUGAUGGUAGAUUUGCAAAAAAUGUUGAGUUUAUCUUUUUUGGGCUGUAUAGUUAUGAGCUUGAACAAAUUGUGUCAAAUGUAUCUAUAGCUUUACGGAAAGGAAAAUCAGGUGGUAGAUCUCAAAAAGUUAUUGAUGUUUUGAGCAAUGAGGAAUCUUUAAAGAAGUUGUUGGAGUUUGAUGAUGGCUACCGUUUCCUUAAACCUAUUAGAGGUACCCCAGCUUUUUGGCAGGGAGCACAGCGGGACCUGUUGGCUUGCGUUCGUCAGCUCGGUGUCCCGACAUGGUUUUGUUCAUUUUCCUCUGCUGAUAUGCGGUGGAAAAGUCUUCUUAAUAGUAUUUUGAAACCGGAAGGAAGAACACAGACAGUUGAGGAUUUAGAAUGGGCAGACCGAUGUGAGCUUUUACGUUGUCAUCCUGUCACUGCAGCAAGAAUGUUUGAUUUUCGCUGGCAUUGUUUUUUGAGGGAAGUGCUGAUGUCUCCAUCACAUCUUGGCAAAAUUAAGGACUACUUUUAUAGGGUGGAAUUCCAGCAGCGUGGUUCACCACAUGUCCAUUGUCUAUUUUGGAUUGAGAAUGCUCCCUUAAUUGAUAAAAACACAGAUGAAGAGGUAAUUCAGUUUAUUGAUCGGUAUGCUACUUGUGAAUUACCGUCACAAGAUGAGCUCUUAAAGGACAUUGUGACAUCUGUGCAACAGCAUUCAAAGCGACACUCAAAAACUUGUAAAAAGAAUAAAACGGUUUGUCGUUUCAAUUUCCCCAGGCCAGCGUCCACUCAAACAUUUAUAUGUCGUAGCAUCGUUGAAGACGAGAGCAAAAACAUGUGUACAUGUACAGUUGAUGCAGCUCAUGGGAUGGCAGAUUGUGCAUGCAAGAAACAGGGGCAGGAACAACCUCCAAAAAUGGAAAAAGAGAAAGCAUCAAAGAUUUUGACAGCAAUUAAGGAUGCUCUAUCAGAUGUGCAUGCUAGCUAUGAUAGUGUGGAAGAGUUGUUUAGGCAUUUAGGUAUAAAUCAAACGGUUUUUGAAGCUGCAUAUAAUCGUUUUGGUAGGAAAACACAUGUCGUGUUGAAAAGGCAGGUUAAUGAGGUGUGGAUUAAUCAAUAUAGCAAACUACUGUUAAAAUGCUGGAAUGCAAAUAUGGACAUCCAAUUUGUUGAUGUGAUAAAUGUGUAUAAAUGUGCAGUUUUUAUCAUUUCUUAUAUGUCAAAGGAUGAAAAAGAUGUGGGACUAUUCUUGGUCAAUGCACUUCGGGAAGCAGCUAAGGAAGGAAAUUUAAGUGCAAAAGAUGCAUUGAAAAAUUUAGGUAGUGUGUAUUUACACAACAGAGAUGUGUGUGCUCAAGAGACUGUGUAUAGGUUAACAAAUAUGCAUCUGAAGGAAUGUUCAAGGAAAGUUGUGUUUGUGCCAGUAGGGGAUAAUGUGGUGAAAAUGAGUUUGCCUUUAAGUGUGUUAAAACAAAAGGCAUCAUCACAAGAUCUUAGCACAGAAGAGAUGUGGAUGACUAGUUCUGUGGAUAGGUAUAAGAAGAGGCCAAAAGAUGCUUGUUUUAAUGAGAUGUGUAUGGCAACGUUUGCAUCGGAGUACCGUGUUCUGUCUAAAAACGAAAGGUCUGUUAACAGGAUAAAACUUGAAAAUGAUUGUGGUUUUAUUAUGAAAAGAACGCGUACACAACCUGCAGUUAUUCGUUCCGUGCGCUUUUCUGAGACAAAGAGCCCAGAGUUGUUUUAUCAGAGUAUUCUGCAAUUGUUUCUGCCAUAUCGGGAAGAUGUGCAGUUAAAACCCAGAGGUUUUGAGAAGUAUGAAGAGUUUUACAGUAGUGGUCGUGUGAGAUUAAGGGAUGGAUUGUUACAUUUGGUCAAGUCUGUUGUUAAUUUAAAUAGAAACAAAUUUGAAAUAGAUGCAGAUGAGUUGGACGAUAUCCAAAAUGCAGUUGAUAGGGAUGGUGUUGAAGAAGAUGCCUGGUGUGAGCUGUGCCCAGAGCAAGAAAUGGAACGUUUAGAGUGUAAACAGCUGAUUGAGGAUAACAUUCAGAUGUUGGAUGAAGACAUAGAAAAUAUUCCGGAUUUAGGGGUGAGUAGGGAUCAAGUUGCACAUUUGGAAAAGAAAAAUAACAUCCUGUGCAGAAGUGAUGGUCUGGCGUUACUACGAUCUCUGAAUGAGACACAGAUGUGUAUUUUUUAUCAGAUUAGACAGUGGUGUUUAGAUAAGGUAAUUGGGAAAAAGCCAGACCCAUAACGUGUGUUCAUUACAGGUGGUGCAGGGACAGGAAAGAGCCAUUUAAUAAAGGCUAUCCAGUAUGAGGCAAUGAGGUUGUUUCACCCAGAAGAUACUUGUGUUGUGUUAACUGCGCCAACAAGGAUAGCUGCGUACAAUUUACAUGCAGCUACUAUUCAUAACACAUUUAGUAUUGGGAAAGAUGUACGCUUACCGUACACGCCUUUGAGUGAAGAAAAGGUUAAUUCCUUACGUGCUAAAUAUAGUAGCUUGCAGAUUUUGGUAAUUGACGAAAUCUCCAUGGUUGAUCAUAAGAUAUUGGCUUAUAUCCAUGGUAGGUUACGACAGAUUAAACAAGCUGUAUAA